Molecule: messenger RNA, 1727 nt
Organism: Xenopus laevis (African clawed frog)
Lineage: Eukaryota; Metazoa; Chordata; Amphibia; Anura; Pipidae
Exons: 6
Coding region: 42-1397 (451 amino acids)
Source: RefSeq, a predicted model, not a curated record
UACAUACAGAAAACAGAGCACAACACAAGUCUUCUUUUAAUAUGACGGUAAAUAUGAUAUCAAGUCUUCUGUUUCUCCUGUUCUUCCAAGGAAUUGGAAGAACUUCAUCAGAUCCUUUCUGUGCCCAUCAGAUCAGAACCAUCAGAGUGACUGAGGGACAAUCCAUUACCAUCCCCUGUACAUUCACUUAUAACAGAAACACAUAUGAGGUUGGAAAGUCAGAGAUCAGAACUGAAUGGGGAGUCAGUACUGGGAGGAGAUGUGGGGAGUCUGACACUUCCUAUGAUAUAUUAUCUAUCAGUAAUUACUCUGGGAGAAUCUCCAGGCCGGACCCUCCCUAUGGGAACAAUUCAGCAUCAAUCACUAUCCACAGGCUGAAACCAACUGAUGGGCCAGUGAUCUGCUGCAGAGUAGAGGUAUCUGGAGGAUCUGUAGACCCCUUUACCUGGAACAAUAGAUAUGGGACCCUGCUGAUCUUUACUGAACCUGCUGAGAUCUCUGUGGAACAGCUGGAUGUGAUUCCUGCCCUCCCAGGAGAAACCAUCACUAUCCCCUGUUAUGUACAUUAUCCUCCUGGUACCCGUGAGACACUGCAGACAGUUACCUGGAGAAAGGGACAAGAUCAAUUCUGUAGUAAUUCUCCCGCACUGAAUACACAAGAUAAAACUAGUCGUUACUCAGUGGUGGAUUUCCCAACUGAUGUCUCCCUGCAAAUUAACAGAGUCCAGAGAGAAGAUUCAGGAUAUUACUGCUGCAUUGUGGGAACAUCUAAAGGAGAAAAUAACAUCAGAUCUGGCACUGAGCUGGUUAUUGAAGACACCAGUACUCAAGCAGAAUUAAACAUCAGUCAGUCCCAUAAUUCCACUGUGUCAGAAGGAGACUCAGUCACCCUCAACUGCUCAUUCAACUCUACACAGACUCCAUUAUGGGCCUGGAUUUACUGGAGAGUGGGGAGUCCCACAGGGGAUUAUGUCUAUCACCCCAACAAACAAAUGGUUCAUUCCAGUUUCAAAGGAAGAACAGAGUUAAGAGGACAAGCGGAUCUUCAUAUAGAGGGGGUGCAAAGAAAUGAUUCAGACACUUAUUACUGUAUCGUGAUCUUCCAGUAUUGUGCUGCCAAUGCUAUACACAAAUCAUUUAUUAACUAUGGGCAAAGUACUAGACUGGACAUACAAGAAUCCUAUUUCCUGGACAAAGUCAGAGUUAUCCUAAUUAUCCGCUGUAUUGUAUUCUGUAUCAUCAUUCUCUGUGGGAUUCUGGGAUAUAAAAAGAUGAAAGCGACAAUAACAGGAACGCCUGAAAAAACGCUGCAAGACUUGCGUUCCUCUCAAGUGUACACCAUCAGAGUUGCUAAUGAUCAGGAAUCUGAUCCAAAUUAUUAUAAUAUCAGCAGUUAACAGAUUGGAAUUCGAGUUUACACGUUAGUUCAGACUGCGGUAACUGGACCAUCCAAUCAACAGACUUUUCUUUGGUUACAACUCUGUAUGAUCCUAUUUACACUCGUUAUAAUAAGAAAAAGCUCCUGUACAACUGAGUAUGAUAUAUUACAGGUGCAUGUUGAAUUUGUAUUAAUAUUCUUGAUAGAUGUUUAUUUUUUAUAUGUGUCAUUUUUAAAAAGGAGACAUUAUGUUAGCCUCAUCUCCAUGGGCAUCCAUAGAUAGGGGCAGGGGGGGCACUUGCCCCUCCCUGGACUUGUACUUCAUAAUAAAGGAUAUUCCCUUGCCAUA